Staurois parvus is the source of this 243-nucleotide messenger RNA. NCBI's taxonomy places the organism in Eukaryota, Metazoa, Chordata, Amphibia, Anura, Ranidae. The record is from the annotation of a GenBank genome assembly.
AUAACAAUUCUGUGUCCCUCAGUAACAAUUCUGUGUCUGUCCCUAAGUAACAAUUCUGUGGCCCUAAGUAACGUUUCUGUGGCCCUAAGUAACGUUUCUGUGGCCCUAAGUAACGAUUCUGUGGCCCUAAGUAACGUUUCUGUGGCCCUAAGUAACGUUUCUGUGGCCCUAAGUAACGAUUCUGUGGCCCUAAGUAACGUUUCUUUGUCCCUAAGUAACGCUUCUGUGUCCCUAAGUAACGUU